GUCAAGCACAUGGUUCAUGUGUCGGAGGAAAAUAUGUAUCCGAAAUGGAGUGACGACGUGGAGAAGGAUCCGGUGCUAGAAAACUUGAUUACUGAUCUUGUCCACAAUUGUUUACCUUCAGAUGUUUGGAAAGUUGAGAAAACAGUGACCAUGAGAAGAAAAAAAUGGAAAGCUAAAGAAAAUGAGAAUGGCGAGAGUCGAAGGAGUGAUAAGAAAUUGAAAAUGAAAGCUGGUUACUCCAUUGAUGAAGAAGGAGAAAAAGAUGUAACCAAGAAGAAAAGUAAAGGCAAGGAACACAUGGAGGAUGUUGAAGUUGAGAGGAAAAGCUUGUUGGAUAUUUGGAAGAUGAUAGAAAAAAUGAAUGGGUCAAUAACCGACUUGGGAAAGAAUUUAAUCAGUAGGAUGGAUGCAUUAAAAGGUAAAUUCGAAUCUUUUGUUGAGAAGAGAAUGGGUGUGUUAGAUGAGAAGCUUAGUGAUAGGAUUAAAAUGGUGGAGGUAGAUUUGAAAGGAUUGAAAGAAACAAAACUCACUAAUGUCCCAAUUGAUUCGACUUCAAACAACAAUGAAGAGGAUGAGGUUCAUAGUCAUCAACUAUCUUGGAUGGUAGAGAUGAAAGAGACAUCGAAAGAUGAAUUUCCAGUCCCUCGAGUGGUGAAGAAGGUUUACACUGUGAGUAAUAAAAAUAAGAAGACAAAAACAAAAAUAUCUGCUGAUCUUCCUCUGUGUGAGCAGACUUAUGUUACUGAAGAUCAUCAGAAGAACUUAGUGGCUGAUGUUUUAAAGAAACUUGGUCGCAAGAAUGUUCGGCCAGCUAAUGUCAAGGUUGAAAAGGAGAAGGGAAAGAGGCCAGCUGCUGAUGGUGAUUAACUUGAAGAUAUUACUGACAAAGUUGUUGCUCUUGAUACAAAAAUGGCUUAUAGUUCAGAAGAUACAUAGGAUGACCCUGAACAACAGUUGGUUAGUAAAAGGAUUGAUGCAAUAUUAACCAACCAAUGUACCUUGAUCUGAAAGCGUUUAUUUAACGCUUCUGCAACAUGCAUUGGCAAUACCUUGGGCCCAACUCCACCAACGAAAUCCUUAUACAACGCUCCUAGAAUCUCAUGAUUUGCUUGUUUGGUACGUGAAGAACGCUCAGUCACUGAACAUGUAUGUUGUGAAAUAAACACAUGCACAUGGAACUUUGGAUAGUCUUUUCCUGUUGUAGCUCUCACCCUCCACUUACAACCUUUUACCCAGCACUUGAC
Messenger RNA from Camelina sativa (false flax), 1244 nucleotides. RefSeq lists its product as uncharacterized. The record is from RefSeq and is a predicted model, not a curated record. NCBI's taxonomy places the organism in Eukaryota, Viridiplantae, Streptophyta, Magnoliopsida, Brassicales, Brassicaceae.